Molecule: messenger RNA, 2271 nt
Organism: Cryptomeria japonica (Japanese cedar)
Lineage: Eukaryota; Viridiplantae; Streptophyta; Pinopsida; Cupressales; Cupressaceae
Exons: 1
Coding region: 1-2271 (756 amino acids)
Source: RefSeq, a predicted model, not a curated record
AUGGAGUGGGCUAAGUGCUCCAAUCAGAAUUCGGCCAUGCUGCUUCUUGACUUUGAAAAGGCUUAUGAUAGGAUUGAAUGGAAGUUUAUUCUUAUGAUGUUGGAGGCUUUUGGUUUUCCUUCAUUUUUUUGUAGUGCUGUUCAGACCUUGCUCAAGGAUGCCUCAGCUCAAGUUGAAAUAAAUGGUAUUCUUUCGCCCUCAUUUCCGCUCAGUAGGUCUAUAAGGCAGGGUUGUCCGCUUGCCCCUGCUCUCUUUGUUAUUUCUUCUGAGGCUCUGUUUUACAUUCUCCGGGAUGCCUCUCUUUCUCCUGUGGUCAAAGGUAUUAGUCUCCCCAACAAUGAUAUGCUUAUUAACUGUCAGUUCGCCGAUGAUACUGCUCUGUUUUUCGAGCUCUCCGAAGAGAAUUUUAGUGUCCUUAAAGGGAAACUUGAUCUUUUUUGUUCUGCCUCUGGUGCUCGCAUAUCCCCUGCCAAGUCGAUCUGUUUGGGUUGGGAAGAUCAACCUCCUGAGUGGUUUUCUUGUUCUGGUCUUCAGUGGGGUGGUCCUAAGAAAAUUGUUAAAUAUCUCGGUAUUCCUUUUUCUGUAGAUCCUGGUCUUAGAAGCAUGUGGCUGUGGGUUAGAGAUAAAAUUCUUAACAAGCUUAAUAAAUGGCAUAAUAGAACUUUGUCUCUGGCCGGUCGUAUUCAAGUGUGUCAGAAAAUUUUUUCCUCUUAUAGUAUCUACUAUUCUUCAGCUUGGUUAUUCAGUAACUACCAGAUCCAAGACAUUCAGAGCGCCAUCAGAUCUUUCCUCUGGUCCGAUGGUAAAGGUAAUAAGAAGUGUCAUGCUGUCAGGUGGGCUUGGUGUCAUGUGGACAAGUCCUUUGGUGGUUUAGGGCUUAAGGACCUGAAACUCCAAGGGAUUGCCCUCUCCGCCAAGUGGAUAUUUCUCUCUUUGAAUGGUGACUGCCCGUGGAAAGUGCUUGUUAGGCACAACAUAGAGAGAGGUUAUCCCAAGAAAGCUAAGUCUUGGAAGAAUCUCCCUUUUGGUGAUCUUCUGUUGGGGGAAUUCCCGGUUGCGGUUCAAGGUUCUAUGGUUUUUAAGGCCAUUUGGAAGGCCUGGGAACAGGUCAGGGACCACAUUAUGAAUAAGAGCUGGUACCACCAAGGCUCUCUCCACGGUGAGAGAUCCAUUUGGUGGAAUCUUGUCAUUAAUGGGAAACCCCUUGCCUUAAUGCAGGGCUGCUCUGCUAGAUCUUGGGCUAAAAAAGGUAUCAAGCAGUUUGCAGACCUGUUCGAGGGUGAUCUUCUCCCGUCUUGGGACGCUAUCAAAUCUAAAUUUGAUAUUCCUGACUCUCAGAGAAGAACGUACAAUAUGGUGAGACAAGCCUCCAGACACCUCCCCUCUGUUUGCAACGUGGACUCCCUUAGACAUCUUCAUUGCUUGUGGCCCGGAGGUGUGGCUAUGGACUGCCUUAAAGCCAAACACAUUCAUUCUGUUAUUAAUCAGAAUAAAGACAUUUUCAGUCAUGUGAACUCUACGUGGCAUCUAUCCCUUGAUGACAAGAUGUGGAGUAAAGUUUUUCAGCGGCUCUGGAAAAGUCCUGUUGAGCCGAAAAUCAAUUGUUUUAGAUGGCUUGUUUUACUUGACAGACUUCCUAUCAAGAGGUUUAGUACUGAUUCUGAUUCUCAUUUUGAUCUGUGCAAUCUGUGUAAGGUUCCAGAAACUGGUAAACAUAUCCUUUUUUAUUGUCUCUUUGCUAAGGAAAUUUGGAAUAGAUUUGGCAUUAUUUAUCCGUUCAAUAUGAGCAUUCUUAAUAUCAUUUCUGGUUAUGUGCCUGGCUUGCAUAAGGAUUCGAAUUUAUUUUGGAAUAUGUUGUCUUCUAACAUUCUUUGGCAGAUCUGGAAAUGCAGGAACGAAGAAAAGUUUCAAGGUAAGCCGAGAGUUCUUACUGAGUUUUUCAGGAAACUCACACAUUUCAAAAAUUUUCUGCAGGUUCAUGUUACGAUGAUGGUGGAAAGGAAGAAGUUAAAGAGGUUCAUUCAAUGCGGUGCAUCCUUUUAUUUUCAUGAGUUGAAGAAUGGCCCCCUUUGGCGGAGAACCCUGGAUGACCUACAUGCGUUCGAGGUUGCCUGCGAGAAAAUUAAAGAUGAAAUCAGGAAGAAUGGGAACCCCAGAUUAGAUGAGCUUUCCUUGCUGGCUCAGGUGCAAGCUCACAAAGACUUGGUCUGGAUGGAUGGUCCUCUUGGCUGGGUGGCUUGGGUUGAUCGCUCAUUGGACAUUCUAUCUUAG